Messenger RNA from Paramecium primaurelia, 504 nucleotides. NCBI's taxonomy places the organism in Eukaryota, Ciliophora, Oligohymenophorea, Peniculida, Parameciidae. The record is from the annotation of a GenBank genome assembly.
AUGAUAUUAGAACUAGUUAUUACAUGUUUAUAACAUUAUCCUUACAAUUUUAAAUAGUAUAUAAUUAGUGAGGAUCAAUAAGUGCUCAAAUAUCCACUAUUUUAUUUAAUUGGGGAUCAUGCAUUUGGGAACGAUUUAUAUCUAGAAAUAUUGAAAUUAAUUAUAGAUAACACUUAAAUUGAAUAAAAUGAAACAUUCGAUUGUUUUUUUGUCAUUCUUUUACCUAAAAAUAUCAUAAUAAAUUUCACAUCAAUCUAAAUUGAAUAGAAAAUAUAAUUUGUUGAAAUAUUUUUAGGGUUAUCCAAAAACUUUAAAAUAUCUGUAAAGGAAGUAUUAAUUUUAAAUUAAAUUACUUUGAAAAUUGGAGUUAUAUUGUAAGAAAAGAAUAAAAUUUUAUAAAUGAAGUGUUUAUAGUUUUUAAAAAUUUUAAUUUUAUAAAGAAAUGAUUAUAUAAAUAAAGAAAUCAUAAUGGCUUUGCAAAAUUUGAUAUCAUCCAUAUUAUGA